AACCGCUCCAAUCUCUUAACAAGCACCUCAUCAUCACGUGUUACGAUCCUAUCACCAAACAACGAUCUAUCCCUGUCAAUUACGUUCGUUAUUUGGUGCACAUACUCCGAUGUGCCCAUGGUGUAGAUGUGCAUGUGGAACAUUUCAUUUAACUCGGUGAGGAAGGUGUGGAGAUGGGGACGAAGGGUUGUUUUCAUGGUUGUUGAUGCGAGGGUGUAUGUGAACGAGGAGGGGAGCGGUUGCCUUGGCCGUGCUUGUAAUAGUUGUUUGUUUGUGAUGCCCCUACCACCACACUCACCGUUUCUAUUCCUACUGCCAUUGUCUCCUACUCUUCCUCCCUUAACCUCAAUGCUGUGCAGUAUUGUUUGAUCCAGGUCCACAACCAAGAUCAUCUUCUUCUUUUGUAUCAGCUCAUCCCUGUACCGCACGUACAUACCAUCAAUGGUACUUUUAUCAACCCUCAAUCGACUGUUGCUGUGCAAUGCGUUAUAAAAUUUUGUAUUUUCUGUGUCUUGCACUUCUUGACCGCACAGUGCGCAUAGCUUGUUCAGUUUUAUGGGGUGCUGGCAGGGCAUGAAGGGGGGUAAGAGGAUGGUUAAGAAAUGGGGGUAGAAAAAGGGGAUGAGAAAGGUAGGAAUGAGGAAGGUAGGGAUGAGGAAGGUAGGAAUGAGGAAGGUAGAAAUGAGGAAGGUAGGAAUGAGGAAGGUAGGAAUGAGGAAGGUAGGAAUGAGAAAGAUAGGGAUGAGGAAGGUAGGAAUGAGAAAGGUAGGGAUGAGAAAGGUAGGGAUGAGAAAGGUAGGGAUGAGAAAGGUAGGGAUGAGAAAGGUAGGGAUGAGGAAGAAGUGAUAAAAAGCAAAGAUGAGGAAGGAGCUGGAACACACCGCAAAUUACCGAUCCUAUCCUUGGAAUAAAUGGAA
This is a messenger RNA of Vavraia culicis subsp. floridensis, 917 nucleotides long. RefSeq lists its product as uncharacterized. The record is from RefSeq and is a predicted model, not a curated record. The transcript has a single exon. Bases 603 to 911 code for a protein of 102 amino acids. NCBI's taxonomy places the organism in Eukaryota, Fungi, Microsporidia, Pleistophoridae.